AUGACAGCGGUUACAAUUUCCUUUUUUGGAUUUCUUCUUGUCAUCGCAGCAACCGUUAUUAGCUUUUGUGAUGGGAAUUCUAAUAUGCUUUGCAUUGAAAGUGAGAGGCAAGUUCUUUUGAAGUUCAAGCAACACCUAAUGGAUCGAUCAAACAGGCUAUCUUCUUGGGUUGAAGGUGAGGAUUGCUGUGAAUGGGUUGGUGUUUUCUGUAAUAACUUCACUGGCCAUGUCAACGAGCUGCACUUGGGGCUUAGUAGGCCUUAUGAGGGUGCGUCAGAUGCUGAAUGGGAUGCUUAUCUCCGAUCAAAGCUAGGAGGCAAAAUAAAUCCUUCUUUGAUCGAGUUGAAACAUCUCAGUUUCCUAGACUUAAGCAACAACGACUUUGGAGGCCUGGCGAUUCCCGAAUUCAUUGGUUCGAUGAACACUAAAACCCUUCAAUGGGUUUCUGGUCUUUCGUCUCUGCAGUAUCUUGAUUUGAGUGAUGCAAAUCUUACUAAAGCAACUGAUUGGCUGCAGGCAACACACAAACUACCUUCUUUGGUGGAGUUACACUUGUCAGGAUGCAGGCUAAAUAAUGAUCCAUCUCCAAUCAGUGUGAUUCCCAAUGUUAACCAGCUUGAAAUUAUAGAACCCAAAUGUUUGGAAAGUCUUUGCAAUCUGAGGGAGAUGGAUUUGUCAAAUAAUGGAAUUGAUCAAGAAGUAUCAGAAAUCAUAGACAGAUCCCUUUCUAAUAGUCUUUGUAAUUCCUCAACCAAACUGGAAACUUUGACCAUUCUUGACAUUGAAUCAAAUCUUCUGUCAGGUGAAAUUCCAGAUUGUUGGGAAAAUUGGCAAAUGUUGCAAGUCUUAAAUUUAGGAAACAACAAUCUAACUGGGAAAAUUCCUAGAUCCUUGGGAUCUUUGCGUUAUAUUAAGUCAUUAAACCUUCGUACCAAUAAACUGUUUGGAGAAGUGCCAUCAACAUUGCAACACUUAGAUAAUAUGCUUAUUCUUGAUCUUAGUGAAAAUCAAUUGACGGGAAGUAUUCCAGCAUGGAUUGGAGACAAGCUUUUCAACCCUGUGGUUCUAAACCUUCGUUCAAAUAAAUUCCAAGCCAUUCCUGAUCAAAUUUGUGCUCUUAAUUCUCUUCAGUUCUUGGAUCUUGGUUAUAACAACAUUUCAGGAGCUAUUCCAAAAUGUUUUAGUAACCUAAGUGCCAUGGCCACAAAAACCCUCAACGGAUUCUUGUUUGAAGUGCCCUGGGAAUUCAACCCUAACAACUGGGUUAAUUUAGAUGCAUUAUUGGUGAUGAGAGGAAGAGAGGAUGAAUAUAGUACCACACUAGGACUUGUUACCGGCGUAGACCUUUCAGUUAACAGUCUCACAGGAGAGAUCCCCAAAGAACUUGGUAAUCUCACCGAGCUGCGGUCGUUAAAUUUGUCAGGGAAUCUCCUAACAGGACAGAUACCAGAGAACAUUGGCAAUAUGGAGGUUUUGGAAUCUCUUGACUUGUCGAUGAACCGACUCCAUGGUGAAAUCCCUUCAAGUUUUUCCAAUUUGAAUUUUUUGAAUCACUUCAACGUGUCAUAUAACAACUUGACAGGAAAAAUCCCAUUAGGCACCCAGCUCCAAAGCUUUGACAAGUUUUCUUAUAUUGGCAAUCAUCUUUGCGGACCUCCAAUCACUAAAAAUUGCAGCAGAAAUGGCGAAACACCUGAUAUUACAAAUGGAGAUAGCAGCGAAGGAAGGCACAGGUCUAAGGUGAAUUGGCUUUAUGUGAGCAUAGUGGUUGGAUUUGUGAUGGGGUUUUGGGGAGUAGUGGCUCCCUUGUUUUUCAUCAGGUCUUGGAGGUUUGCUUACUAUAAAAAACUGGAGCAUAUUGGUGAUAAGCUAUACGUGUUUUGGGCUACUAUUGGUAUGUAAUUUGUACUGGAAGCUCAUUUUGGUGUGUUUGGUAAUGUAAUAACUUGAUUUGCAUGCUAUUUACUUGAUCCAUGUAUUUGGAUUUGGAUGUGGUAUUCCAUAUUUAUAUUAAUUUAUCUCACU
This is a messenger RNA of Durio zibethinus, 2025 nucleotides long. The record is from RefSeq and is a predicted model, not a curated record. Lineage: Eukaryota; Viridiplantae; Streptophyta; Magnoliopsida; Malvales; Malvaceae.